AUGGGGAAUGUCAAAGGUGUUGUUGAAAUAAAUCUUUCGAAAUAUCCAGAUUUUAGUGUUGAAACUCAUCCAGCUAUCGGUAAUGAAGAAUGUUGUACAAAAAAUGGUCAGAUAUAUAGUAUUACUGUUCAACCAAAUGAAUCAAUUGAAGCUGAACUUAUUCUUAUACCAACUGAAAUUGCAUUUUAUGAAUUUUUUCUUCCAAUACGAACAUGUCCACCAUUACUGAAUGUCGAAGGUUUAUCUCAAGCAUCUAAACCUCGAUCAGCUUCACAUCCUGACCGUGAAAUAAGUGCAUCUGAACGACAAUCCGUACAACCAUCACAUCCACCAAUACGUCGUCGUAUACAUGCAACAGCAUUAUCAGAUUGUUUACAAUUAUCAACAAAAGAUUUACAUUUUCAAAUGUAUCCAACACAAUUUAAUGCCAUGAAACAAAAUGCUUAUUUUGAUUGUCAAGAAAUUAUAUUAAUGAAUAAUAGUAAAAAACGAAUACAUUGGCAACUUGAUUUACGUAAUAAUGUGACAUUAGAUCAUGAUAUAUUUCGAGUAUUACAUUCAUCACUUACAGCAUUUGUAAGUUCAUCAACAAGUAUGGGUCCGGAAGGAGAAAUUGAUUCGAAAGAAAUAUUUUCAUUUAAAAUUAAUUUUGCACCAAAUAAACCUGGGACAUAUAAAACACGUAUACCACUUUAUAUAAAUCAUAAUCAAGAAACACCGUAUACAUAUAUUGAAUUAACCGGUGAAUUAUUACUACCGAAAUUAAUAUUUGAACCAAGACGUUUAAUUCUUCCACCAGUACCACUUGAUAUUGAAAGUACUGGAACAGUUCGCAUACGACCAGAAGGUUUUGAAAAAAAUACACGAUUAAUUAUCUUAGCUAAUGAUAAACCAAUUGAUGCUUCAUAUGAAUUUCGUGCAGCAUUUACUGAACCAGCAAUAAUUAAUAUGGAUAAACCACAAGAUUUUCAAAUGAAAAUAUCUUUUAGUAGUACUCAGUCAUAUUCAGAAUUGAUUGUUCUGAAAAUAAUUGAUGAAGAAAAAAAUUGUUUUGAAUAUGAAGUUUAUGUUACAGCUGAUAAUUCAAUAUUUACAUGUUAUUCAUUUUUAUGGAAAUCAGAAAAUGAUUAUCAAAUUGUUGUACAACCAGGUCAAAUUAUGAAAGGAAGUCGAAUUAAAUCUGAUGAAAGUAAUUCAAGUGGUGAACCAUUAUUAGUUCAAAAACGAGCAGUAACAAGUUCAAGUUCACGACCGAAUACAAGUACAAGUGCAACAUUUGAUCAAACUGAUCAUACAAUGGAUGAAGGAUCCAUUGAAGACAAUGCAUCAGGGCAAAAUCGAAAUGAACGUUCUCCGACACCUUAUGGUCAUAUGCAUUCUAAUUCAUCACAUACACUUAAUGAGGGAACAACUUUUACUCAAGAAUUACAUGCUGCUUCAAUGCCAUAUUUAGAUAAUGAAUCUAAAACAGUGCAAUGGCUUGUAUCAACUCUUGAACGAUGGUAUUCUAAUCAAGGUUGGCCUAAAGAUAUAAAUCCAGUUCGAAUUCCUCAAUCAUUUCGAAAUGGAUUAUUUCGUCGACAAUUUGAAACAAAUGGAACAAAGCAAACUGCAAAAGAAGAACAAAAAACAAUAUAUGAUAUGAUAACAUAUUUAAGUGGACAUUCAUUACCAGGUAUACCACAAAAUGCUGUUCCACCAAAAAAGAAAGAUGAAGCAACAAAACAAUAUUUAUGGCAACAUCGUUUACUAUUAUUAUUUUUAAAAACACAAGGUUCGUGUACUGCUUUUAUUCGUCCAGAAUUUCUUCUUCCACCAGAUUUAUAUAAAGUUUAUGCACAAAUGCGUGAUAAUGCUUUAUCACCAAGUUUACCAACUGAUCAAAAAGAUACUGAAUUUGCUCAUGAACGUACAAAACCACUUCAUCUAUCAAAUGAAGUUUUUGAAGCUGUAUCUAAAAAAUCAUGGAUUGAUGUACUUAUGCAAAUUCUUAAAACUCUUGUACUUGGUCGUGUUACUCCUAGAUCUUAUGAACAAUUAGGUAUUCCUGAUCGAACUCAACCAAUGCCUGAUAUAAAUACUGAUCCUGUAUCAAGUAAUAUAUAUGGUAUUAGUGAACGAAUUUUAUUAACAUGGCUUAAUUAUUGUUAUUCAAAUUAUCGUGAACGAGUUUGGGCACAUCGUGAACAAUCUGAUAUGCCAUCUGGUCGAUGGAUUGUUAAUUUUGAUAUUGAUCUUGUGGAUAGUAUUGUACUUGCUACAGUAUUAGGAGCUUAUUGUCCAUUUUUAAUUGAACCUCAAUUAAAACGUAUGUAUGUUCAUCCAACAAGUGGUGAACAAUAUUUACAAAAUGCACUUAUACUUGUUUCUUGUUUAUUACAACUCGGUCUUGAAUAUGAUCUUCAAGCAUUAGAUAUAACACGUGCUGAUCCUAUAUGUAUGUGUUUACUUGUUUGUUAUUUAUAUGAACAUUUAUCGGAUUUCUUAACUCGUGGUACAAUACAAUUUACUGGUAUUUUACAUGAACCAUCAACAUCACAAGUUAAAAUAACAAAUCCAAGUCCACAACCAUUAGUUUAUUCAUUAAAUGUUAUUGGUCGUGAUGCUGAUGAAUUUCAACUUGUCAAAGGUAAUACAUUAAGUAUACCAGGCAAAACAUCAUUAUUGGUUGCUGUACAAUGUAAAAAUAAACGUCUUCGACCCACUGAUGCUGUUCUAUUAUUAAAUGCCAAACGAUUAAAUGCAUGUUCAGGUACACCUAUGGUUUUUAAUUUACAAGGUUCAAUACAAACAAUAACAGCAAAAAAAACUCAUCGAAUAGAAGCACCAAUUUAUAAAAUAACGAAAUCAGCACUUGAGAUAACAAAUCCAUUUGAUCAAGGUGGAUUAUUUCAAGUUGUUCUUAUUAAUUCAUCUGAAAAUACACAAGAAAUGAAAAAUCCAUUAGCUACAUUAAAUGACGAAAAUAAAAAAGCAACAAUUGAAGAAUUAUUUCAAAAUUUUAAAAAAACGAAAAAACAAAUAAGUCAAGAUAUUGAUUGUUUCUUUAUUGAACAAAAUGCAAUUGAAUUAAAAGCACAUGAAACAACACAAUUUGAAGUACAAUAUAUUGCAACAACAGCUAAACGUCGUGAAGCAUUACUUGUAUUUAUGAAUGAAAAAAUUGGAGAAUUUCUUUUUCUAAUCGAAGGUAUUCCAAAGAAACCUGAAUCAUUUUCCAUAUCAGGCGAAAAAGCAAUAAAAGUUGAUCAGAAAAAAGCUAAACCAGGAAAAGUACGAUUUCGAGCUGUAGUUGGCGUAUCAAGUGUAUUCGAUAUUGAUGUUCCUGUUCAUAAUAGUCAACGACACAAUGCUCUAGUUGCUGUUCGUUGGCAGGGAUUAUCAGAACGCGAACGACAAAAGCAAACAUUACUUGGUUUAACUGAACAAUUACCUGAUUCAGCAAAUAAAUCUUUACAUCCAUUUUCUCGUGUACCUGAAUUUAAAGUUCAAUCAUCAUCAACAACAACAAAUUUUGUUUUUCCAUCAAAUCUAUCAUUUCCACUUGAAGAAUUAACUGUUAAAUUACCAUUUCGUUUUCAAGCUGAUAAAGCAGGCGUUUAUUUAACAAAAAUAACAUUAGCAUGUGGUGAUGAUAUGCGUGAAUUUGAAGUUGAAGUUAAUUGUAUGACACAGAGUGAAAAUGAAAAACAAGCAGCAACAUUAUUUAUGAGAACAAGUGUAUUUGCACCUGUACAACAAAAUAUUCCGAUUGCAAAUUCAACAGAAGAUGAUUGGAAUGUAGAAGUUAGUAUUUCGGGUCAUAAAGCAUUUUCUGGACAAAAAGCAUUUCGUGUUGAAGCAAAAUCAGUUUAUCAAUAUUUAUUAACAUUUAAUCCACAAAUUGAAGAUGAUAAAUUUGCUGGUCAAAUGAUAAUUCAUAAUAUUGAUUUAGGUUUUCAACAAACAUAUAUCCUACGUGGUAAAUCUGAUCGUGGACCACCUAUUGGUCAUUUACAAAUUGAAAGUAAAGUUGGCACAGCAACAACUCAUUCUAUUGAUAUAUCAAAUAAACGAACGAAACGUACAGCAUACUUUGUAACAUGUAAUCUUCCAUUUGUACAUGGACCACCCUAUAUUUGUAUACCACAAAAGAAAACAGCUCGAUAUGAUUUUGAAAUAUGUUCACCAAAACGUGGCAAUUAUAAAGGUGUUGUAGUUUUUCAACCAGGACCAUGGCCAAUUAAAGAUGUUGAUUCUGAUGGAGAUGAAAUUCCAGCACUUGAACCCGAUCAACCAACUGAUUUUCAAUAUUCACUUUGGUUUACAAUUGAUAUUGAUGUUGAACCACCAAAUCCACAAUCAACAGUCGAUUUAACAGCACCAUGUUUAGGUUCAAAUUCAUUAAUUAUUCCAUUGAAAAAUCCACUUGAUCAUCCAAUACGAUUAGAUGUUGAAUUCGAAACAUUACCAGAUGUUUUUGGUGUUGAAUCAAUUGAAAUAGAAGCAAAUGGUGAAGCACGUUAUGAACUUCUCUUUAAACCGAAAACAGUUGGUAAUUGGAAUGGAGGUUUGAUUUUUUAUAAUGAAGAAAUUGGUGAAUUUUGGUAUGAACUUAAUUUAACAAGUACAAAUCCACGAAAAGUUGAUUUACAAUCUAUGAACGCACCACUUGGAGGAAAUACUGCACAAGAAAUAACACUUGAAAAUCCUCUUGAUGAACAAAUAACAUAUCAAACAGUAAUGACAAAUAAUAAUAAUUUUACGCUAAAUACUGAUCAAGAUACAAUUACAAUUCCACCUAAAAGUCAAGCAAAAAUUAAUAUUAUAUUUAAUCCAUCAUCAAUUGGAACUGGUAGUGAACAACAACAACAUCAAACAAAUAUUUCAUUUGUUAAUGAAAAGAUUGGUACAUUAACAUACAAUGUUAAGGGUGUUGGUACAAAACCACAAACACUUCAAUCUGCUAUUAUAAUGAAAACUGAAAUUGGUGUUAGUACAACAACAGACAUUAGAUUUCAAAAUCCAUCGAAUCAUCCUAUUCGAUGUGAACUAUCUCUAUCAACUGGAAACAAUAAAUCAUUUCAUAUUUUACUUGAUAAACUUGAACAUAUAUCAUUAGGACCACGAGAAAAAUUUCCUAUUCCAAUUGCUUUCUGUCCAGAAAUCUUAGCUCGACAUGAUGCACAAUUACGUAUUAUUGGAAGAUUACCACCAGGAAAAACUUGGUCACCAGACAGUACUGAUGCAUCAGAAUUAUCAUGGACAUAUCCAUUACAAGGUAUUGCUUUUGACUGGAUACAUCAACGAGAAGAAACUGAAAAUGAAUUGAAAAUAAUUGAAUGUAUAUGUGGGGAACGAAUUGAAGAACAACUUGAAUUUGAAUUAGAUGCUGAAUUAUUUCGUUUUGAUGAUCGACAAAUAAAUAUGAAAAAAAAUUCUACUAUUAUUGAAAAUUAUACAAUUCUUAAUGAAAAUAGUUCAAAUCAAGAUUUUAUUCAAAAUUCAAUUGGUAUUCAACUUCGUAAAAAUGAUAAUGGAAAAACAAAUAUUAUUCGUUUUAAUAUUGUUUAUACACCAACAAAAUUUACUACAAUGGAUUGUGUACUUAUUUUAACACUUGCAACAGGUGGACAAUUAAAAUAUCCUAUACGUUUUACUACACUUGAUGCACCACCCGAUGAUGAAAUUACAGUUGAAGCUGUUGGUCUUAAUAAAGUAUCAACUGUUGGUUUCCGUUUAUAUAGUCCAACAAAUUCACCUAUGGCAUAUCAAGCAUAUUUUACAUCAAAUAGUGAUCGAUCAUUUAGUAUAACACCAGAUUCUGGAGAAUUAUUACCAGCUAGUUCAAAUGGAACUUUAUUAAAAUUAUCAUUUUGUCCAACUGUUUAUGGACGAAUUUUUCAUGGAAUGUUAAUUAUUGACGCAAAAGAUAAUCAAUGGAAAUAUGUUGUUCAUGGAGUAUUACCACAAUAUGAACCACCAAAGACUCAUUCAAGUCUUCCUUCUGUUAACAGUGAAGAAAUUGCUAAUCGACGCGGAACAAAAAAACGAAAUUUUAUUCUUGAAAAUCUUCAACUUCAUCAAACUGCGAUAUCGUCACCAAUUAAAGGUGCAUCUGUAUUAACAAAAACAAAUGAAACAACCAGUGUUUAA
Molecule: messenger RNA, 6135 nt
Organism: Adineta steineri
Lineage: Eukaryota; Metazoa; Rotifera; Eurotatoria; Adinetida; Adinetidae
Source: the annotation of a GenBank genome assembly